ACCUCUCCACCAAGAACAAUUCCUAUUUAUUCUGUACCGUCAAAUGUUGUAUUCUAACUCAUAUAGCAAUACAAAACCUGUACCUACAAUUUGCUGUUCCCUUAUUAUUUACAUUAGUGCCUGUGACAGAAUGAUGAAAAAUUGGACAGUUUUGAACUUCACAUGCAAGAUAACGGAGACUGCCAACAAGCAUAGAUUCCUUUUAUGCUGUAAAUCUAGAGCCCCCAACCUCAACGGCUCAGGGAAAUUCAUGGAAUGAAUGUACUCUUGUGGGUUUUAUUUUCUGGUGUUCUUGAAAAUUCCGAGCUGAACUUUAAUCUCCACCCUCAAAGAUGAGCUAUCCAAAUUUUUCCGUGGGCUCUGGAAGUAGAACAGCUGGAAGGACAUUUGAGUUUGGGAGGACAUAUGUGGUGAGGCCUAGAGGGAAACAUCAGGCAACAAUAGUUUGGUUGCAUGGCCUUGGCGAUAAUGGCUCAAGCUGCUCGCAACUUUUGGAAAGUCUUCCCCUUCCAAAUGUAAAAUGGAUAUGUCCUACUGCUCCUAGUCGCCCAGUAGCGAUGCUUGGUGGAAUUCCUUGCAAUGCAUGGUUUGAUGUAGGAGAGCUUUCUGAAAAUGGUUCUGAUGAUUCGGAAGGUAUAGAUGCUUCAGCAGCACAUGUUGCAAACUUAUUAUCUACAGAGCCUUCUGAUGUUAAGCUCGGUAUUGGAGGCUUCAGCAUGGGUGCUGCAAUUGCCCUCUAUUCUGCAACUUGCUUUGCUCAUGGAAAAUAUGGAAAUGGCAAUCCUUACCUUGUUACCUUAAGGGCUGUUGUUGGUCUAAGCGGGUGGCUUCCUGGUGCUAGCAAUGUGAGAAACAGGAUAGCAGGAUCGCAUGAGGCUGCAAGGCGUGCCGCAUCUCUUCCCAUUUUGCUCUGUCAUGGACUCUGUGAUGAAGUGGUCCCUCAUACACAAGGAGAGAAGUCCUUCAACGCCUUGAGCUUAGCUGGAUUUCAUGACCUUGUGUUUAAAUCAUAUGACGGGCUUGGUCAUUAUACCAUGCCUAACGAGAUGGACGAGGUCUGCAAUUGGUUGAAUACGAGGUUGGGGUUUUAGGAGUAGAAAUUUCAAGUUUUCCCUUACGGAUUGAAGUGGCUGAGGGUCAACAAGUGGAGGAGCUAAAACAAGGGAAAACAUACACACUUGUAGACAGACACAUGGUAGUUAGCUGUGGCUUGCAUUGGUGAAUUCAGUAGUAAAUAAUAUUCCAUCAAGUUUUGUUAUGUUUUGCAUGCAGUAAAAUAAAGGCUUUGUUGAAUUCUAUAGUAAAUAGGUUACCAUCUGGUUUUGUUAUGUUAUGCUGCAGUGAAAUAAAGAUUUUGAAUUGGUACUAUGUAAUUUGCUGAGUAUCUUUGUUUUAGUAAUAGUAUGUCACUAUGAUGUA
Molecule: messenger RNA, 1419 nt
Organism: Olea europaea var. sylvestris
Lineage: Eukaryota; Viridiplantae; Streptophyta; Magnoliopsida; Lamiales; Oleaceae
Product: acyl-protein thioesterase 1 homolog 1-like
Exons: 11
Coding region: 333-1091 (252 amino acids)
Molecular function (GO): hydrolase activity
Source: RefSeq, a predicted model, not a curated record